AUGGGAGGAGGAACCAUCAUGCAUACCAACCAAUCUGUGCCUUCUCAGUGCAAGAGCGUUCUCAACAACUUCAUCUGUCACUGUAAUAAUCAACUUUGCACGGAACAACCAGUUCCAUCUCAACGGGAAGUUGAAGAUGCAGUAUCAGCCCUUCAAGAAUUUAUACAGGCAUUUCAGCAUAUCUCAGGACCAUAUGAUUCGAUGACAGUUAUAUCUCGGGGAUAUAAAAGACUAUAUGAUGCUUUUCAGUUGCUACAAUCUGAUCCUGUUGUGAAGAGCUUAGUAGUAUCAUUAUCAUCUGAUAAAGCUCUUUGGGAUGCUUUCAUGAGCAAUGUGCUGCAUCAAAAGCUGCUACAGUUGCCUGAUUCAGUUGAGUGUAGAAGGCCUGAGAUUUCUGAACUGAAUGAAUUCGGCAUGCAUAUACUCAGUUGGACAUUGGAUAUCAUAAAGAGAAAGAUAUUGGAACUGAUAGAAAGUUUCCAGUUACUUGUGAAUGAUUUAUUUCAAUCCCCUAAGAUGGAAAAUGCUACAUCAGAUGCAACAGAGAUGGAUGAAAAAGUUAGGUCAUCAUUCCUUCUCUCCAUAGUAAUCCUCUUGAUUGUAAUUGUGGCUCGAUCUCAAAGGUUUUAG
Molecule: messenger RNA, 630 nt
Organism: Sphenostylis stenocarpa
Lineage: Eukaryota; Viridiplantae; Streptophyta; Magnoliopsida; Fabales; Fabaceae
Source: the annotation of a GenBank genome assembly